This is a messenger RNA of Fusarium subglutinans, 381 nucleotides long. RefSeq lists its product as uncharacterized. The record is from RefSeq and is a predicted model, not a curated record. NCBI's taxonomy places the organism in Eukaryota, Fungi, Ascomycota, Sordariomycetes, Hypocreales, Nectriaceae. The transcript has a single exon. The coding region runs from base 1 to 381 and encodes 126 amino acids.
AUGUCAGCUCCUGAGGACCCAGAUACGCAAAUGCUGUCCAAAGACGAGAUCGAAUCAUGCAGCCGCCCAACGCAUCGUUUACAAGAGAUUAAAGUCGGAGAUAACAGCGUCCAGCUCUUGGUAUCGACAAAAGACCACCUCUACGACGCUAAAGACGUCGGAACUGGAGUCAACUCUUAUCAAGUUAUUGGCUCUUGGGAAGACAGCUCCGUCCAGGAACUUACCAAGAUCUUGAACCAACGCCAAAUCAUUACAAAUCGGCAGUCGCCCUCGUACACUGAAGCAUCUCGCUUUGAGAAACAUGGAACUGGAAAGUCUCUGGCAGAGGCUGGUCGGGAGCAAUACAAUCGGGCUGCGGACAGGACGCAGAGGAGCGAAUAG